Messenger RNA from Postia placenta MAD-698-R-SB12, 1191 nucleotides. RefSeq lists its product as hypothetical. The transcript is spliced from 7 exons. Gene Ontology annotation, biological process: proteolysis. Lineage: Eukaryota; Fungi; Basidiomycota; Agaricomycetes; Polyporales; Adustoporiaceae. The record is from RefSeq and is a predicted model, not a curated record. Gene Ontology annotation, molecular function: aspartic-type endopeptidase activity. Bases 1 to 1191 code for a protein of 396 amino acids.
AUGCUGCCCGUUGGUGUCUUCGGCGUGACGCUCCUGGCCUUUUCCAUCAGGGCUGUGUCUGGGGUGGAUAACCUGCAUAAAGUUUCUUUGACAGCGCGCAAGGUGCCAAAAGGUCACGUAGCGGCCUUGCGCAGGCGAAGCUCUUCUUCCAUCAAUAUCGCGCUCGAUGACUAUUAUAAUGGCACUGACCUUCAAUGGUAUGGCAAUAUCUCAGUUGGCACGCCUCCCCAAGAAAUCAGUGUCGUUUUUGACACUGGUAGCGAGACUCUCGAGUUCGCAAGCACCCAGUGCGGAGACCCCUGCGCCAACCAACCCAAGUUCGAUACAUCCCAAAGCUCAACAUAUGUCAACCAUCACCAAACAACCAGCAUCUCUUUUGAGACAGGCAUCGGCGUGGAUCCCAUUACGUCUGACAGCGAGUUCGUGCUGACACUUCAAGAGGGCGAAGACACAGUGACCGUAGGAGGUAUUGCAGUUCCGAAUGUAGAUCUGUACACUAUCAUCGAUCAAACGGCGGCGUUCGCGAUUGACCCUUUCAGCGGCAUCCAAGGCAUGUCAUCACAGGCAGCCGGAUUCUUCGCUGGCCUUAUUGAUCAGGGCUAUCCUUCGUUGUUUGGCAUGUACCUAACACCAAAGUCAGUUGGUAAUGCGGAGCUUACAAUUGGUGGCAUUGAUGACUCCAAAUACUCCGGCGACUUGACGUACUCUCCGCUUCCUGGCGAUUCUGAGGGAUCGUGGCAGCUCAAUUCUCCUACCAUAUACGUAAACGGGGAGACUACCGGCACCUUGGAUCAGCAGCGCACCAUCAUCUUUGACAGUGGAACGCCAAACGUUUACUUCGACACCGACACUACCGAGGCCAUCUACUCCAUAAUAUCCUCAGACAUCCAGCCUUAUAGCUCUGAGCAGGGCGCGUAUGGCAUCGCAUGCAGCAAAAUCGAUCAGUUACCCGCGCAACUCGACAUCACAUUCACCACGGAGUCGGGCGAGCCGUUUAACCUGACGAUCCCCAGCUCUGAGUUCAACGUCGGGCCGUUCAAAGAUGAUCCUUCGACAUGCCAGACGAUGAUCAACGCGCUCGACGGGCUGGAGCUUGUCGGCGGUAGUCUGCUGAAGCACUAUUACAGCGUGUGGGACAUUGGUAACCAGCGCAUGGGCUUUGCCUCGACCGGUGAGCUGUGUGCUACAUAG